Molecule: messenger RNA, 1632 nt
Organism: Pangasianodon hypophthalmus (striped catfish)
Lineage: Eukaryota; Metazoa; Chordata; Actinopteri; Siluriformes; Pangasiidae
Gene: lrmda
Product: leucine rich melanocyte differentiation associated
Exons: 7
Coding region: 362-1060 (232 amino acids)
Biological process (GO): melanocyte differentiation
Molecular function (GO): protein binding
Source: RefSeq, a predicted model, not a curated record
GCGACUACUCUAGUAACUGGACAUAUUUUGAACGAGACGCACUUUCGUAUGAAAGACGUUUCUGACUUUAUGGCCAGAUGUCCGUGUGUAACAGCACAUCAUGUGCAGGGACACAUGAGCACGCACGCGGCCGGUUUGUCGCUUGAACGGUGGCGCGCGCUUCCUUCUCAGAUCAGCUGACUUUGAGCAUGCGGAAGAGGUUAAUUAGAAACGUUAGCUGCCGAGAAACCGGGAUUUAAAGCAAACGAAAAAGUUACAGUUUACAAAGUCGAAAGUUUCUACUAGUGAAAGUGUAGAAGUGUAGGUUUGUAGCAGGUGUGCUGUUGAUGUUUAGACGUUUCCGAGGUGUCAGCGAGCUGGAAUGGCACACAGCGAGGCAGGGGUUGUUGUGAAUGGAACUCAGGUGUCCUAUAUCGGACAUGAUUGUGAGCUCAUCCCAGAGUUUCUUGCAGCUAAGUAUGGAAGCUCUGCAAAACGACUAGAUCUUAGCUUCAACCAACUCAGGUCACUGACAGGCCUGAAUGCGUUCAGCCAACUGGAAGAGCUGAUUGUGGACAACAAUCUUCUCGGAAAUGACCUCCGGUUGCCCAGGUUACCACAGCUCCAUACCCUAACACUCAAUAAGAACCAACUCUCAGAUAUUGAAGAAUUGCUUGAGCAUUUGCAGGAAGUGACACCAGCUCUAGAGUACCUGAGCCUGCUGGGAAAUGAGGCCUGUCCCAAUCAGCUGGUCAGCCUGGAUAAAGAUGAGGAUGAUUACCAGAGAUACAGGUACUUUGUGCUGCAUAAACUGAGGAACCUGAAGUUCCUGGACAGCAGGAGAGUGACUCAGAUAGAGCAUCUGGAGGCCGUGGCCCGUGGCGCAUUCAUGAAGGUGGCCAAGCCCAAAACUGAGCAGGAUCUCAGUGAUCGCAGAUCAGACACCACUUCUAUGCCUUAUACUCCUCUACCAAGAUCCAAAGAUGCAAAAAACCCAAAAGGGGUGUUUGCCAAGUGCCGUUACGUCUACUAUGGCAAGCAUUCAGAGGGCAAUCGCUUCAUCCGCAACGACCAGCUCUGAUAAACAGACGGACAGGCCAGGACAAGCAGCGGAGCUUUAUAAAGAUGUCUUCCUGUGUGUCUUUAUUAAUAUCCACAUCACCACGUGCAUUUUAAGCAGCUGAACACAGCCCUCUAGUGCCUUCUGCUGAGUGCGCCAUCCCUGCCACCUCUCAUCUCUCCCUCACUGCCUGAGCCAUGCCACUCACUCUGACAUUAUUGCCUUUAAGCAGCCCUCACACACACACAUACACACACACACACAUACACACACAUCCAAGUGACUGUGCUGACAGCUACUGCUUCAUGAUGGAUUGCCUGAUCCAACUGCUACACUCUGCAGGUCAAAGGUCACACCUGAGGCUGCAGUGUGCCCAUGAGGACACACAGGAUGAGCCCUCCUCAAAGUCAAAGCUAAAGUUAAACACACACACACACACACACACACACACACACACACACACAGACUGUUCAUUCCACUUAUUCACAUCACUCAAUUUCUCUUGAUACAUGUAGUAUACAAAAACACAGCAUUGUACAUGACUUUAUAGAAUUCUGCACUUUUUUUGAAAAAAAAAAAAAAAACGUAACUCA